CUUCUUUCAGUAUCUCCCUUAUAUUCAGUAGUUACUCGCUUAUUUCAGUUUAUCGAAUAUGUAUUACAAACGUAUCUACUCCGAAAAUGUUAUCCUCGUCAACUACAUGGUCUUCAUCUUCUGCUGCUCCAUGCGUGAAGAAGAGCAGGAGGAGGAUGAAUUUUGUGGGUUCGAUCUCUGCUUUCCAGGUGUUGGUUUCCGCAGCUCGAGUCGAAGGCUCAGCGGCGGUUGCUGACUCUCCUCCUCACGCGGAUCUUCAAUUCGAUGUCGACAGCAGAGAUUGCAUUGCCGAAGUAGUCGACCUCGAAAGAGAACUGCAUCAAGUAGAUCUUGAGGCCGGAAUUGCACGACCUGGUAUAUCGGGCGUAUCAGCGACACCUCCUCCUCCACGACCACAACGGGAUAGACGUAGAGGCAGAGCACCUCCAUUGCUCCCUAUUGAUGAGGCGGAGCGGGAGAUUAUUGCGUCGCCACGCUGGGGGCCACAUCGUGGACAACCUACCACUUGGAUUACACGACCAGGAGCAUCAUCUUCUUCACGAGGUGGAACCGGUAGAUCUACUUCGGGUUUAGAUACUGAUGUUCUACCACGUUAAGGUCAACAUUUAGUGUCCAUCUUUCUCGGCAUCUUGGUAUCCUUUUCCCUUGUAUUCUCAUGAAAUACAAGGUACAAGGGGUCAAGAUGAGGGGGCCGAGAUGCAAUCUAGCAGACUCUAACCACGAAUCACUCACAGGGAGCGGAAUGAUGGCGCUUCAGGAGCAGGGCCACGAGCUAGUACCUACGGACGUAAGUUCAUGCAAGAGGAAGAACAGGAACAGGAUCGAGAUGCGUUAAUACGGCAAGACGCAAAUAGAAGUAGCACGGUUGUACCAGGUAAUCAAGAAGUGCAAGUGCAACGAGCUGCAAUUAGACGAGCAGCAGGACUCCGAGGACAUACUAUCCGAGGAGCCCAAGAGGUAGAGCCACCGGUUGUUCAGUUUCAACCAGUGAUUGAGCGUCCGUUUGAGAGUUGCACACUCUGCUUAUGCAGCAAAGAGGAUUGCGAGGAAGAGGGCCAGAGUACGGAGCCAACUCGCGCUAGUCCCUUGUAUGCGUGUGGACAUGCGGGGCUUUGUCCGGAGUGUGUCAAGGAUGAAAGCGCGUGGCUGGUGAAACCGAUGCGGCGAUGUCCCACAUGUCGUGCGCCACCGACGUUACUGUGGUCUUUGAUACAAAAGUCGGAUCAAAAAGUUGACCUUAAUAGCUACGGAAGUGACGACCUGAAAGACCACGAAAUUAGACUUAGACACCAGGAAGAGCAACAGCAGUCAAGAACAAUUGGUCCACCCCGACAAGAACCUCCUCGCACUGCAAUUGGUGCAGAAGGAGUUGUACUAGAACGUAAUACUAGUAGAGGUUCUGGACAUGAUGAGCCCUCAUCCUCAACGUCAAGAAGCAGGGGAGGAGGAUUCUUGCAAAGGACCAGCACACUAGGUCCUAGCACGGGAGGAUAUCGGACAGAAAUUAGCCCGGAAAGUGACAGCGGUACAACUUUCUAGAACAGAUGAUGACUCAAUAAUUCCACAGUCUACAUAUUCGACAUGUUCGUGAAUAUGUAUUUUCCUAGUGCUGGGUUAGCUCGUGGUCCCACCAAGUGUGGCGGCUCGGCGGCGGCACCCUAUCCUAUCCUAUCCUAUCCUAUCCUAUCCUAUCCUAUCCUAUCCUAGCUCUUAGUCUCUUGAUUACUCGCCGUCUAGUCCACACACAUUAUUAUCUCACCUUUUUUGUUAUUUACUCCUUCUUCUGCUAUUGUCAAUUUUUUUAGUAUACCUUUUCUCUGAACCACAUAUUUAUUACACAAGACUUAAUUUUAACAUCCAUACUAACCCACACCUUCAAUUCACAAACAAACCAUUUGGGAAAUACACAAAAAACGACCUCCAGCCGCAAAGCAGCCUCUCUUCCUGUGAGCAGGAUCUUUUUUCAUCUCGCGUGAAAUGUUUUUUUCAACUAUCUAAGGUUAACAAGCCUAUUUGAUACACAUGAUUUGCAUCGACCACAGUAACAAUUUAAGACCUACUCUCUCACUAGGUUCGCCACCGGAUUUAGAACGUGGAGACGAAGCAGCAAUAGUGCACGACAACCAGCGACCACAUACCGCAACUGCUAAUAUGAUUGUUGCUCUUGAUGAUGUUGUCGAGAAUGAUGAUCUCCACGCAGAAUAUCAGCUUCCCGCAGAAGAAGAUCUUCAACAGAGUGAGGCACAAGGACCCCCAAAAAAGCAAGAGGAUCUCGCAGUACUCCAGCUUGCGAGAGAUUUGGCACGAAAGCUGUGCCUUAAAAUGGAUCCUCAAGCUGCACAAGAGGCUACAGGAACGCCACAGGGAGCAACGCCACAGGGAGCAACGCCACAGGGAGCAACGCCACAGGGAGCAACGCCACAGGGAGCAACGCCACAGGGACAGGCUCAGCGUCGACCUCAGCGUAUUUUUCCAGUACUGGCACACCGUGGUUGGCGGUUACAAUUACAUCACCAGCAGGCGGCUACAUUAGGGCAUCCACAAAUAUCCAUCACUUCUAGAAGAGCUUGAUCUUGGUAGAUCUUGAUCUCGGUCCUCCCGUUUAUUUCUGCAGGAAUAGUAAACGGUGACCACGUCGUCCGUUUAUAUUGAAGGGAAAUAUACGGGGAUCAAGGUAGAUGCUCGUGGUCUUGAAGAUGGUGGUUUUCUGCGGUGCCUCUUCUAACUGCAGCGCCUGCCGACCCAAGUGGAAGUCGCAUUGGUGAGGCGUUACUCAGUGGGAACAAUAUUGAUAUGCCGGACCGUUUUUUGUGGGCCAUCUAUGCUGCGUCCUUUUUACGACCAGAGUGCCGCUGCCCAGAGCACCACUCAACUGUUUUCAAAGAACAAGUUCAGCGAGACGCGGAACAAGGCGAAGAAAUAG
This is a messenger RNA of Amoebophrya sp. A25, 2923 nucleotides long. NCBI's taxonomy places the organism in Eukaryota, Dinophyceae, Syndiniales, Amoebophryaceae. The record is from the annotation of a GenBank genome assembly.